CGAGGGCUGGUCGCACUGCAGAGCGUAAACUAAUGGUUUUUAGGGUAAAUCAGUGGUAGGCGGUCUCACUUGUUCCACUGUCAGGGUCUCGGAGCUACUAUGGGCCUAAAAUCCCAGCACCCGGCCCUCCCCUGCAAGCAGAGUCACACGGCGCCGAUACUCGUCGGGUAUGUUUUCCUUUGUGUUUGAAUUCGCUGAGGCUGGUCCGUUCCCUUGGCUUCAGUCCAGACCUCUGACAGCUUGUGUUGCCUGAGGAAGAAGCCCUGAAGUUGAAGAAGAGGAAAGAAGAGGAGUCAGGCGUGGCUCUUUCUCAGGGAUCGUUGACAUUCACUGAUGUGGACAUAGAGUUCUCUCAGGAGGAGUGGGAAUGCCUGGACCCUGCUCAGAGGACUUUGUACAGGGACGUGAUGCUGGAGACCUACAGGAAUCUGCUCUCUGUGGAUAUCUCUUACAAACCUGUGAUCAAGAAAUUACAACUGAAGACAAACUCUGAUAGAGGAGAGGUAUUCAAGUCAUGGAUACUGGCAAGACCUGAAAGGAAUGAAAUGGACCUUUCUUACCUUAGGGUCAUUCAGGAAAAUAUAUAUGACUUUCAGUCUAAGCAGAAAGAUGAGGAAGAAAAUUACAAAGGAAUGCUUAUAACCCAUAAUGAAAAUCUCACUGAUAAUAAAGAUCAACAUGAUGAAAGUGUUGCCAGAAUCAAGCCUAUUGAAAAUUGGCUUGCCUUAAGCUUUCAGGAUGAACUGCAUAUUUUUAAAAGUGAAGACAAAACUGAUAAAUUCAUUCAACCUGACAAGAUUCUCAACAGUUGUGUCCCAUUUUCACUGCUUCAAAGAAUUUCUUCUAGCAUAGAAAUGAAUGUUUCUGAUAUAUAUUGGAGUAAUUACAUGCACCCUUUAAUAGUGACACAAAACCAGGAAGCACAGAGGGAAAGACUUUACAAAUGCGGUGAGGAUGGCAAAAUCUUUCUUCAGAGAUCAAACCUCAGUAGACAUCAGGUCAUCCAUACAGAGGAGAAAUUACAUAUAUGUGAUGUAUGUGAAAAAGUCUUUAGUCGAAAUUCACACCUUGCAAAUCAUCAGAGAAUUCAUACUGGAGAAAAACCUCACAGAUGUAAUGAGUGUGGCAAGCUCUUUGGUCAAAAAACACACCUUACAAAUCACUUGAAAAUUCACACUAGAGAGAAACUUUACAAAUGCAAUGAGUGUGGCAAGGUCUUUAGUCAAAAAGCAACCCUUCCACGGCAUCAGAGAAUUCAUUCUGGAGAGAAACCCUAUAGAUGUAAUGAGUAUGGCAAGGUCUUUAGGGAAAAGGCAACCCUUGUGUUUCAUCAGAGAAAUCAUACUGAUGAGAAACCUUAUAAAUGUAAUGAGUGUGGGAAGUCCUUCCAUUACAGCACAAAAUUUCAUAGACAUCAGUUAAUCCACACGGAAGGGAAAUUAUAUAAAUGUGAUAUAUGUGACAAAAUGUUCCAUCAUAAUUCCAGCAUUCCAAGACAUAAGAGAAUUCAUACUGGAGAGAAACCUUACAAAUGUGAUGAAUGUGGCAAGGCCUUUAGUCAAAAAUCAAACCUUGAAAUUCAUCAGAGAAUUCAUACUGGAGAGAAACCUUACAAAUGUAAUGGUUGUGACAAGGUCUUUAGUCAGAAAGUACACCUUAGACGUCAUCAGAAAAUUCAUACUGGAGAGCAACCUUACAAAUAUAAUGAGUGUGGCAAGGACUUUAGUCAAAAAGAAAGUCUUGCAGUUGAUCAUCAAAGAAGUCAUUCUGGGGAGAAACCUUACAAAUGUGAUGAGUGUGGCAAGGUUUUCAGUAGAAGGAAUUACCUUCCAAUUCAUAAUAGAAUUCAUACUGGAGAGAAACCUUACCAAUAUAAUGAUUGUGGCAAGCUUUUUCGGUAUAAGUACAGCCUUGCAAGCCAUCUGAUUAUUCAUACUGGAGAGAAACCUUACAAAUGUAACGAGUGUGGCAAGCUUUAUCGGCAUGAGAACAGCCUUACAAGCCAUCUGAGGACUCAUACUGGAGAGAAACCUUACAAAUGUAAUGAGUGUGGGAAGGUCUUCAGCAGCAAGAAAUACCUUAUACUUCAUAAUAGAAAUCAUACUGGAGAGAAACCUUACAAAUGUAAUGAAUGUGGGAAGGUCUUCAGCAACAAGAGCUACCUUACACAUCAUAAUACAGUUCAUACUGGAGAGAAACCUUACAAAUGUAAAGAGUGUGGCAAGAUGUUUCGGCGAACAUCCGCCCUUUCAGUUCAUAAGCAUGUCACCAAAGAACUCUUCAAAUGUUAUGGAUUUGGUGAAUUUUGUGAGCAUUACUUAAAAGAGAGCCCACAGCAGGGAAUAGAUAACUGUAAAUGA
Molecule: messenger RNA, 2360 nt
Organism: Dama dama (fallow deer)
Lineage: Eukaryota; Metazoa; Chordata; Mammalia; Artiodactyla; Cervidae
Product: zinc finger protein 83-like
Exons: 6
Coding region: 408-2360 (650 amino acids)
Biological process (GO): regulation of transcription by RNA polymerase II
Molecular function (GO): RNA polymerase II cis-regulatory region sequence-specific DNA binding; DNA-binding transcription factor activity
Source: RefSeq, a predicted model, not a curated record